CCACAUAACAGAGUGGAAAAGAUAUACUAGCAGCCAGAAGAGAAGAGCAGGUGCAGAAUGGAGAUGACUGAGGGCAUCUAUCGACCUGUAGACCCUGGUGAGGUCAGCAAGCCCGCUACAGACAAAUAUGAAGAAGCAGGCACCGACACCAUUGAUGUUCUCAGCAAGACUCCAGACUCCAGAGACAACCAGGAAGGCCCAGGUCCUCAUCACUCUAGGCCCUGGAGGAGCACUGCUGUGUUUCUGGGUCUGCUGUGUGUUCUUCUGCUCUCUGGUAUUGCAGUUCUCAGCUUCAAAAUGGUGGAAGCCAAACAGUUACAGGAUAGUUGCACAGAGAAACUAAGGAUGCAGUCAGGUCAUGACAAUCUGAUCAGAGAAAAAUUACAGUUGCAAAAGAGUUACGAUACCCUGAGUAGUGAGAAAUCCCAGCUACAGACCCAUUAUGACAACCUGAAUUCAGAGAAAUCCAAAUUGCAGGACAAAAUUAACAACCUGAAUAGUGAGAAAUCCCAGCUACAGACCACUUACAACAACCUGACAAAAUACAGCACCCAACUGCAGAAAGGUUACAACAACCUCAACAAACAAAAGGCCCUUUUGGAUGCUAGUUACAAUAACGUAACUGAAGAGAUAUUACAGUUACAGGAAAAGUAUAGCAACCUAUUUAAAGAGAAGUCUAAAUUACAAAGCAACUGGGAAACAUUGGACAGAGACAAUUCUUUGUUACAAGACAGAUAUCAGAACUUAACUGGAGAGAAAUUUCAGUUACAAACCAACUGCAAUACCCUGAAUUCAGAGAAAUCCAAACUGCAGGACAGAUUUAACCAUCUGUAUUCAGAGAAAUCCCAGCUGCAGACAAGCUACAACAACCUGUAUUCAGAAAAAUUCAAAUUGCAGAACAUGUUUAAUAUCCUGAAUAGAGAAAAAUCCCAGUUAAACACUAGCUACAACAACCUGAAUUCAGAGAAAUCCCAGCUGCAGACCAGUUACAACAACCUGAAUUCAGAAAAAAAUCAGCUACAGACUAGAUACAACAACCUGAAUUCAGAUACAUCCAAAUUGCAAGACAGAUUUAACAACCUCAAUAGAGAGAAAUCCCAGCUACAGACAAGCUACAACAACCUGAAUUCAGAGAAAUCUCAGCUACAGACAGGAUACAAUGAUUUGAUUAGAGAUAAAUCUCAGUUACAGACAAGCUACAACAACCUGAAUUCAGAGAAAUCCAAACUACACGACCGAUUUAACAACCUGAAUAGAGAGAAAUCCCAAUUGCAGACCAGGUACAACAACUUGAAUUCAGAUAAGUCUCAGCUACAGACAAGUCACAACAACCUGAUCAGAGAGAAAACCCAGCUACAGAACAGACUGAACACUGUGACUGCCGAGAGGGAUGCACUGCAAGAGAAUUUGUCAAACCUACAAUCACAUGACAUGAAGAAAAUUAAAAGUCAUGCAGUGGAUGUGACUCUAGAUCCUGACACAGCGCAUGCCCAGUUAAUCCUGUCUGCUGAUGGAAAACAAGUGAGACUUGGCGACACACAGCAGAAUGUCCCUGACAACCCCAAAAGGUUCAGUCCUGUUAUAUUUGUCUUAGGAAAACAGGGCUUUUCCACUGGUAAAUUCUACUAUGAGGUUCAGGUCAAGGGGAAGACUGCGUGGAUCUUAGGGGUGGCCAGAGAGUCCAUUACCAGGAAGGGAGACAUAAAUCUGAGCCCUGAGAAUGGAUAUUGGACAAUAUGGCUGCGUAAUGGGAAUGAGUAUGAAGCACUAGCUGAUCCCUCUCUUCCCCUCUCCCUGAAAGAGAAGCCCCAGAGGGUGGGGGUGUUUGUGGAUUAUGAGGCAGGUCUGGUCUCCUUUUAUGAUGCAGACUGUUGGUAUCAUCUCUACUCUUUUACUAAUGUUCCCUUCACUGAGAAACUUUACCCACACUUCUCUCCUCAUCUUAAUGAUGGAGGAAAGAACUCCGCUCCUCUUAUCAUCUCCUCAGUUCCUAUCUGCCCUAUCAAGUAAUGUAUAACGAUGGGUUGAUGUUUUAUUAAAACCAGCAGUUCAUUACGCACCUGAAACUCCUCUUACAUCUCUAAUAAGUUCAGAAGGUUCUUUUUUCAUGGAAAAUCGCUUCAUGUCCUUAAAAUGGUUUAUGUAGCUUAUAUUUGUUGCAUACUGAAGCUGUAAUCGGUCUGCCAUAAAUUUCUAAAGUAGAAAUUCUCAAUCAUGACAUUGACUGCUUAUUUUUGCUUUAUUUUUCUUGGAAAAAAAGCAGAUAACAUACAGAGCGUUACAAACUUCAUUUUCUCCGGAGGGUUUUUUUUAAAGAAAUAACUAGUUAUUUGUUCAAUAAUGGCAGACCCCAAAUAUUCUGAUCUUAUGCAAAUGAAUCUCACUGCUUUCAUAAGCCCGUUUGUAUUUGCUUUUUCAUGAUUGUACAAUGUUAUUUAAGUUGUGACAACUCAUUUCCAGUGUCCUGGGUACUAAGGGUUGCACAGAGUACUCAAGUGCUCGGGUAAUCGAGUAGUAACAUCAAUGCUUGAGCUUUUAAGCUCGAGAUCUUGUUAACCACACAUGUUAGACAAUAAUAGAGUGUUUGUGUUUUUUUACACCAUGAUUGAUUAUCAGCCUUUUUACAGUAAUAUAGUCAGAUUAUGCUUGCUUUUACUCAAAUCAGACUGUAGAAAUAAGGAUUCAACUACAUUGUUUUAAAA
Molecule: messenger RNA, 2702 nt
Organism: Sardina pilchardus (European sardine)
Lineage: Eukaryota; Metazoa; Chordata; Actinopteri; Clupeiformes; Clupeidae
Product: E3 ubiquitin-protein ligase TRIM39-like
Exons: 4
Coding region: 58-2010 (650 amino acids)
Biological process (GO): protein ubiquitination
Cellular component (GO): cytoplasm
Molecular function (GO): ubiquitin protein ligase activity; protein binding
Source: RefSeq, a predicted model, not a curated record